Lachnellula hyalina is the source of this 1380-nucleotide messenger RNA. Its product is annotated as putative 115 kDa protein in type-1 retrotransposable element. Bases 1 to 1380 code for a protein of 459 amino acids. Gene Ontology annotation, molecular function: catalytic activity. The transcript has 6 exons. Lineage: Eukaryota; Fungi; Ascomycota; Leotiomycetes; Helotiales; Lachnaceae. The record is from RefSeq and is a predicted model, not a curated record.
AUGGCUUAUAUUGCCAGGUCAUACCGCCCUAAGGUCGUCCUAGCCUCGGAUUCGCUAAACGACUCAGACUUCCAAGUCCUAGACGUUAUAGAUCAAGAUCACCAGCUCUUACUGCCUCUUGAUUCGGUCUUUUGCGGGGACUUUAAUGCUUAUAACCCGUGGUGGGACCCCCUAUACGAGGCAUGUGACAAAGAAGGUAAUAUGCUAGCAGACUGGAUCGACUACCACGAUUUAGCCCUCUUAAAUACCCCUGAGGCCAACGAAUAUCGACCUUACACUAGCGCAUCGAUCCAUAGCCAAUCACAUUUAGGACUGGGCUAUAAUUGGACCAAAUUUAGGGAAAAACUUUUCUGCCAGCUGUCACCGCUCCAAAAUGAGCUACAGGCCUAUAGCUACAUUUUAAGCUCCAAUUCAAGCUUAAAAAGCUUAGAACAAAUCAACGCAAAACGCAGCUACGAAGCAACCCUAGACCGUCUGGACGAUAUGGCGGAACGUUAUACUAGCGCCAUUUUAUACGCUGCAUACGAUGCCAUACCCCAAAUCCGCGCCUGCAACAUAUACUUUCAGGCUAUCAAGACGGCUAAAAAGGAUCACUGGAACCAGUUUUUGGAAAAAGAGGAUUCUAAAUCGAUUUUUAAAGCCUUAGCCUAUAUGAAGUCAAGGCGGUUAGAGCUAGUCCUAAAUCUGAAGCUUUCUGCUACCUAUUUUACGCUCUUCCCUCCACCUCCCGAAACAGCUAGCCCGAAGUGGACGUUAUACACCGCCUUAGACCAGUGGCAAUGGCUAAAGCUAGCACCAGAUGAAGUGAAACAAGCCUGUUCUAGUGAAAUCAAAUCUACUAGCCCCGGCCUGGACUAUAUCACUCAGACCAUUAUUACCCACGCAUUUUCAGUAUGCCCUUCCCAGAUUUCACUCCUUUUUAAGACGCUAGUAAACACUAGCUAUCAUCCGAAGUGCUGGCGCCAAGCGAAUUGCGCUAUACUGCGUAAAAACAACAAACUAGACUAUAAGCAGCCUAGCGCCUAUCAACCUAUUUCACUCCUAAAUUGCCUAGGAAAAGUCAGCAAAAGGAUCCUAGCUAAGCGACUAGCUUACUUAGCCGAAACCACACUAAAUCUGCUGCAUCCUAGCCAAAUCAGUGGCCGACUUAAAAAGUCAGCUAUAGACGUAGGCGCUAUGCUAGCGGAUUAUAUCCAUAUAAAUCGGCUACAAAACAAAAUCACUAGUACGCUUCUACUAGACGUGAAAGGGGCAUAUAACCACAUGUCUAAGAACCGGCUACUUAUAAUUCUUAAGGAUUUAGCCUUUCCUGAUUUGGUUAUUAAGUGGGUCUUAUCCUUUAUAAGCAGGCGGUCACUUAAGCUUCUAUUUAACGGAUAA